This is a messenger RNA of Linderina pennispora, 1349 nucleotides long. Its product is annotated as 26S proteasome subunit P45. The transcript is spliced from 2 exons. Gene Ontology annotation, biological process: proteasome-mediated ubiquitin-dependent protein catabolic process. Gene Ontology annotation, cellular component: proteasome regulatory particle, base subcomplex. The record is from RefSeq and is a predicted model, not a curated record. Gene Ontology annotation, molecular function: ATP binding; proteasome-activating activity; ATP hydrolysis activity. Lineage: Eukaryota; Fungi; Kickxellomycota; Kickxellomycetes; Kickxellales; Kickxellaceae. Bases 120 to 1349 code for a protein of 409 amino acids.
GGCUUUAAACAAAUUCGGUUCGCUUCUUGCACUUUGCUCUUCUCAAAUACCAACCCUCUUCCAGCCGUCCUAACACUACAUAUUCUCGUUACUCUAUCACUCGGAAAAGACAGCUUUCAAUGUCGGCAACAAAGGUCGCACAAAAGGUCGGAAAAAGCGAGGCGAGCAAUGGCCAGCAGGGCAUUCGCGAGUACCACCUUCACAAAAUCCAGGAGACGGAGCAGAAAAUUGUCGACAAGACACAGAACCUGCGCCGCCUGGAGGCCCAGCGCAAUGCACUAAACACGAAGGUUCGUCUGCUAAAGGACGAACUCAACCUGCUCCAGGAGCCAGGGUCGUCAGUGGCGGAGGUCGUGAAGGUCAUGGGCAAGAAGAAGGUGCUGGUCAAGGUUCAGCCCGAGGGCAAGCACGUGGUGGAUAUCGCAGAGGACAUUGACAUCACGAAGCUGACGCCGUCGACCCGCGUGGCACUGCAGUCUGAUACGUUCAAGCUGUACAAGAUCCUGCCCAACAAGAUCGACCCGCUGGUGAGCCUGAUGAUGGUCGAGAAGGUACCUGACUCGACAUACGACAUGAUCGGUGGACUUGACAAACAGAUCAAGGAGAUCAAGGAGGUUAUUGAGCUGCCGGUCAAGCACCCGGAGCUGUUUGAUGCGCUGGGUAUUGCACAGCCCAAGGGUGUGCUUCUGUACGGCCCGCCUGGUACAGGAAAGACGCUGCUGGCACGUGCAGUCGCCCACCACACUGACUGCCGGUUCAUCCGCGUGUCGGGGUCGGAGCUGGUGCAAAAGUACAUUGGCGAGGGUAGUCGCAUGGUGCGCGAGCUGUUUGUGAUGGCCCGCGAGCACGCGCCGUCCAUCAUCUUCAUGGACGAGAUUGACUCGAUUGGCUCGUCGCGCGGCGAGUCGGGUUCUGGCGGCGGCGACUCUGAGGUGCAGCGCACGAUGCUGGAGCUACUCAACCAGCUCGAUGGCUUUGAGCCGUCGCAGAGUAUCAAGGUCAUCAUGGCCACCAACCGUAUCGAUAUCCUGGACUCGGCGCUCCUGCGUCCGGGCCGUAUCGACCGUAAGAUCGAGUUCCCGCCUCCAAAUGAGGUUGCCCGUACCGACAUUCUGCGCAUCCACUCGCGCAAGAUGAACCUGACUCGCGGCAUCAACCUGCGCAAGAUUGCCGAGCGCAUGUCAGGAGCCAGCGGUGCUGAGGUCAAGGGCGUGUGUACCGAGGCUGGCAUGUACGCGCUGCGUGAGCGGCGUGUGCAUGUCACACAAGAGGACUUUGAGAUGGCUGUAUCCAAGAUCAUGAAGAAGGACUCGGAGCAGAACACGUCGCUGCAGAAGCUGUUCAAGUAG